This is a messenger RNA of Scleropages formosus (Asian bonytongue), 6251 nucleotides long. It is a transcript of the gene ark2cb, whose product is annotated as arkadia (RNF111) C-terminal like ring finger ubiquitin ligase 2Cb. The record is from RefSeq and is a predicted model, not a curated record. Gene Ontology annotation, cellular component: nucleus. Bases 99 to 1139 code for a protein of 346 amino acids. The transcript is spliced from 8 exons. Lineage: Eukaryota; Metazoa; Chordata; Actinopteri; Osteoglossiformes; Osteoglossidae. Gene Ontology annotation, molecular function: ubiquitin protein ligase activity; zinc ion binding.
UCUCGUUCACACGUUUGAAUACAGAAGGGGUUGGAGAGGGGGACCAUUUUCAUGGCCCGUCUGUUUUGUAGAGGGCAGCGCACGCAGAGCUUCGCAGGAUGGUUCUAGUGCAUGUCGGAUAUCUGGUUCUUCCCGUUUUUGGCUCUGUGAGAAAUAGAGGGGCCCAUUUCAACAGGCAACAUCAGCAUGGCCAUGCUACCUCCUGUCGGCACUUCCACCUAAGCGCCCCGGCCCAGAUGUCCGCAGAUUUUCCCCUGGCCCACACGGGCCAGCCUCAGCCGGGCCUGACGCCCACGCACCAGCCCCCUACGCAGCUCCAGCCGCCUGUCGCUGCCCUGGCCGCGCCGCAAUUCCAGGAUGUGCCAGGGCCCCACUUCCUACCUCAGGCCUUGCACCAGCAGUACCUCAUCCAACAGCAGCUCCUGGAGGCGCAGCAUCGGCGGAUCCUUCCGCACCCCAGACGAACACAAGAGCGAGUCCAGCUUCACCCUCCCUGGCUGCGCUCUGGCUACGACUACAACCCCUCCAUACACGUCCCGCAACCGAUGGUGCAGCAGCCCCGUUAUUUGGCCGAAGGCACCGACUGGGACCUCAGUGUGGACGCAGGCUUAUCCCACCCUCAAUAUCACCUGCGACAGCUCCCCCAGCAUUAUCAGCAUUACCUGGCAUCUCCCAGAAUGCACCACUUCCCCAGAAAUGCUUCGUCAACCCAGGUGGUUGUGCACGAGAUUCGAAACUACCCGUACCCUCAGCUGCACCUGCUGGCCCUACAGGGCCUGAACACGUCACGCCACGGGCCUGCGGUACGAGAGAGCUACGAGGAGCUUUUGCAGCUGGAAGACAGACUAGGAAGCAUGAGCCGAGGAGCGGUACAAAGCACUAUCGAGAGAUUCACCAUCCCUCACAAGUACAAGAAGAGAAGACUCCAGGAACUGAAAAUAGACAUAGAUGAGGAGGACCUGGACAUAGACGAAAAAUGCACCAUCUGUCUGUCAAUGUUAGAAGACGGAGAAGAUGUCAGGAGGUUGCCUUGCAUGCACCUCUUCCAUCAGGCCUGCGUUGAUCAGUGGCUGGCCACCAGCAGAAAGUGCCCUAUCUGCCGGGUGGACAUCGAGACCCAGCUGACGCCGGAGAGCUGAGGCCCGUAUUGGCCUGGAUCGCGGUCCCGUCGGUACUCCCCUGUCCCUUGGGCGCUUUGCCAAAUGUCUAGUCCUCACCACUUCUGACCCUGCCUUCUGAGCCAAGCGAGAACUAGCGUAGGAUAAUUUAAAAAAGCAAAAAAGCACACACCAUAAAAAAGAAGAGAAACACUUUUCACUUUUUGGGUGUCCGGUUCAAGGCCGCGGUGUUGUUGCUGGUGAGUUGGGUGGGGGCUAGUGUAAAGUUGGAACUGCCGUUCUCCCAGAAUGACAGAGAGGCAGUGCAUAAGUAUGUUACGUUGAUCUAUUUAAUGACGAAGGUACAAAAUAAGAAAUCCAAGGCAUGCAAUCCAUAGUCUGUUUGGGAUGCUUGAUUCCCUGGGCUUUCAUUUCAGAAGAUAAAUCAAAAAAGCUGGUUACCCUCCUCGACUGGCAAUAGUUGUAAUAGUUUCGACAUCACGAAAAGAGAUUUUAUCGCUGUUUUAUUGCUAUGGGUGAACGUGAAGCCACUAGACUUCGUACGGCUGCUUCUUCUUGCGGUGUUGCAUCAGCUUUGGCCUCUGUGUUUGAUGCAGUGUUGGAGAGUAACAGUAUUUAACGCUGGGCAGAACAUCAAGGCUUGACAAUAAGAACCGGGGGCUUCCUCCCUGACUUUCUAGCGGCCAUAUAAGGGCAAAUGUUGGCUGACGUUAAUGACGUGCAUCUUGUGUUCUGGUGGGGCCUCUGUGCUGUAGAGCUGUGUACUCAGAAAUGCAUGUUGUCAUGUAAGCUUGGGCUGUUCCAUAAGCCAGAAGAUGAAGUAUGUUUUUUCUGUGGGUAAGUUGGUUCAGAGCAACGUGACUUCCGUUUAUUUAAAACUAAAAACUGCAAGUAAUACUUUAGGAUGUGAGUGGCUACCGCUUAUGUGAAGUGACGUGUUUUCAUCUCGUCAUUGUAGUGGCCACGGGUGGAACCUUAUUGUAACGUAGAGCUUUUUGCCUAAUGAACAAGCGCAUGUGAUAAAUACAUAGACAGCCCCUAUUUUUUGCUUUCUUUCUAUUUGUUUCGAUAUGAAAACAACAUUGAUUGUUUCGAAAGAAGGUGACCUGUGGGGUAUUUCGCUAAGCGGGGUAACUCUGUUAGCUGGCAACAAAAGAUUAGCUAAUAUAGGAAGAUAACUUCGGAAUCCUUCCUUCCGGUCAGUUCUGGCUUUUGUCCGCAUUUUAAUGGAAGUAAACCGGCCGGCCGAGUCAUCCUGCUUGGCGGAGCAGCCUCCCGGUGUGCAACGAGCGUCUUCGCGGAAGUGUCGGAUUGCCUCUGUUGUUGCUCGGCCGCAUCGCUGGAACAACAACGUGCGCUGCUAUUCCGUGACGGAAACAGCGUCCUCUAGAUUAGGGCGUGAAGAGUAUGGGUGCAGUUCACUUGAAGUGAGGAGAAAAAGCCAUCUAUUUUUUUGUCUUUUUGUUGGGGAAAGAAAUUUGUCCUGUCUGAGUUUGUGACUCGGUUGGUUAACGUUUCUGUUUAUCGUACUGUCUCUUGUCUUUUCCUUUCACGUGUCAGGUAAAUCAAAAAUGGAAAUAGUGCCCGCGCAUGGCUGGCGCUCCCGAAAGCUGGUGAUGUAUUGUACAAACAAAUAUGACAAAUAAGACAAUGUUUUUUUUUUUUUUUUUUUUUUUUUUUUUUUCUGUCAAAUGAAUCACUUUCUUUUUAGGGAGGGAGCAGAAAGUGUGAGGGGUACAUUUACAUUUGCACUUGACGCAAAUUUGCCAUGCACCUGUGACUGCAUCGGAUGUGUGUAACCUUGCUUAUUUCACUGUCAGGUAAAUCGGACAUGGAACCAGUGAAGCAGCACCAUGUCCCUCUUAACCAAUUAUUUGUAACAGUUGCUAAGCUGCUACCUUAUUUAUUCUUCUUUUUAUGUAUUUUUUUUUUUUUUUUUUUAGUAAAUGCACUAUACAUAUAUAUCUUAAUUGCCUCAAUUUGUAGUGAUCCAAAGGUCGUUUUCUUAUCGUUGCUUGUGUGUCAGCGCCCGCUGGCCUGUUUCCGUGAUUGCCUGAGUGAAAACUGGGAAAUAUUUCAUCUGCACUCCACCACUCAAUGCCACCACUCCACAGUUUCUCAUCAUACCAGAACAAUAGGAAAAUAACAAUUUUAAUGCAUCACACAUUUAGACCCUUAUAAUCGGGACAUGAAAGACUCAACAAAGUGACGUGGGACAAUAUGCCUAUCAUGUAAAAAAAUUAAAAAUAAAAAAAAGAGUUCAGAUGACCUAUGGGAGUGGAGGGGAAAACAGCAGCCACGCUUGCAGUACUUCAUCUCCCAGAAUGCCUUUAGACACUCAUAUGAUGAUAAGGUAAAUACCAAGAAGCAGGGAAUCUCUUUGGAAAAGGCAAGCUCGUGAGCAUGUGACAAGAGUGACACAUAAUUGGUUUAGUUUAGUUCCUGUGUUUGGUUAUUUUAUGUUUAUUUUCUACCUCUCUGGAACAUUUUACUGAGCAUCACAUACAGUAGACCUUGUGUGCAUUCUUCACCGUAAGUAUCACGACACCUUGGUUGGUAAAAAGUUUAUUAAGACAAUGAACCAAAAGAGAACCAAAGAAAACCAAGGAUUAGUCACUCCUUCAUUGUGGCACAUGCUCAAGAGGCGUCUUCCUUCUUCAGAAGCUGCUCUGUUCUUUGGUUCAUCAUGAUUGGUAAUUUAAACGGUUGGGCAAGUGUUUUAAACACCAUGGAAUUUUAAAUAUUAGAGGGACAGUGGCAGUAUUUCCCUAGAGUUCCCUGAGUAAUUCAUUUUCAAAAUACAGAUCAAGUGUUUGUUCUGUAAAAAUCUCAGUACUGACAUAUCACGUCUGCGCUUGAAACUGGAAGUUGAGUCCAGCAUUGGAUUAUUAUAGGGCUUGGAUAAUUCCAUAGCCCAGGGUUCAGUAAGAGUGCAAUAUUACAAACUGAUCAGCUUUUCAUUAUAUCAGUCUUUGUUCAGCUGAUUAUGUCACGUAGGCAAACAUAGCUCUUAUUUCAAGUCUGGGUUAAAUAUCCUGUACUAGGUCUUCAUUCACAGUUUUGAAUCUGCAGUCCACUGGUUUCCAGUCCAGUUGUUCAUCCACUACACAUAAGCGCUGUCCAAUUUGAGAAUCAACACAUGUCCUGCUGUUCACUCAUACAGCGAGAAAGAGUACCGUGUCCACUUUCUGUGUUGUUUUCUGUUGGAAUAAUCAAUCGUUUACAUUGGCUGUUUGUGAGUUAAAAUGCCUUAAGUGUUUAACAAUCAUAAUUUAUUCCUAACUGUAGAUAUCGUGGGUACGCGUUCAACUUUAUAGUUUUGCAGUUUCAAUCAACAUAAUUUAUGUAUAAACAAGACAAAAUGAACUAAAAUUACCUUAUUUUUGGAUUGCUUAAUGGGAAUGCUUUGCAUGCAUUUAUAGUUUUCCUGAAAAAAAAAGAAAAAAAAAAGAAAAAAAAAACGCUAAAAAUGUUUUAAUUUACCAGAUCAGGGUGUGUUGAAACUGUAUUGUGGUGCUGUUAAUCUUAGGUACAUUCCGUUAAAUGCAAUUUCUUCGAUCCCUCAUGCUGUGAUCUAUAGUGGACAAACUGCAAUAGGGUUAACAUGGUUUUAGUAUGCAUUAUUUCCUCUUAGCGCAGCAUGGCUACCCUCCCACUGGCAUCUUGAAAAUAUUAUCAAAUCAUUUUAUUUGUACUUAGGUUUAGUUUCCCAGUCUCUGCGCAUAAACUAUAUAUUUAAACUGCAUUUUUUUUUUCCAAUAAUCAGAAACUGGGAUGCCCACUGCCUAGUUUUGUGCAGCUUCACUGGAGAUGUAUUUUAUGUGAAUAGUAACUUUCAAAAAAUCUAACGCUACUCCAUCUGGCUAAAACCAGCAACUAUCUUGGUCCGCAACCCAUAGGAUCCACACUGCCGAAUGGGACUAACUCUAAGUGCCUCAUCCUCAGGUGGCAAAAAAGAAAGUCCAUUCUAAUUAUUCUGGGCAAGCUUCUUUUGGACAGUUUGCGUUGUUUCAUUUUUGGCCUUUUUACCGAUUGAGUGUUUGUGCUAGGGUAUUUAUAUACAUUAAAAGUCUGUCUGCCACUGGGUAAUUGGACCUCAGUCCAUGUUUAACAGCUAACUUUUAAAAGGAUCAAUAUUUUAGGCUUUGUCUGUUUAUGUCUUGCUUGGAUGUUUACGAGGCUACGCAACACAGCAUAUAGUUUUCAUAUUAAACUGCCUCUCAAGAAAUCUAACAGGUGAUAGAGUCUAGUCGGUAUUUUUUUCUAAAUGCAAACUAAUUCCACAUUACGUUACAUACACUACGUUAAAAAUAGGGAAAAAACUGCCACAUCCCCAUGUGGUAAUCAGAUCUGUCUUUGGAUCACUGUUAAAUCAUAAUGGUCCGUUAUGCUUGAGGAACUGGCCUAUGGUCAAGGGACGAGCACUGAUUUGGAGAACCAUACCUCCUGGCAAGAUACUGGAUGCUGAAGGAACUCAGGGCAUCCGUGUAUUUGUAGAAACAGCACUGAAAUGACACACGCAGUUGUACCAAUACCAAAUACCAAUAUCUGAAAUCAUCCAAAUUGUAAAACCCUUGUACAAAAUAAUGCACAAUGGAAUGAAAUUACAGAUAUUAGUCUGAGCCACUGACGAGUCACUGUUUUUCACCAGUACUUCUUCAAAUUAGUUUUGGCCAUUUUUACACCCCUCUGAUGGACUCAGCUGCCCUUGCUUCUUCAUGCAUUAAUCCACAAUUGCUUUAGAUGCUUUGCCAUAGUAUUAAUUUGUUUUGGAAAAAUCCAGAACAAACAACGUAUCUUAAAGCACAAGCUACUUAAAUGCAUGUCUCUCUCAGGUUUUAAUAUGUAUGUGAAAAAAAAAUAUUUAUAGAUGUUUUAAAAUGUUGCAGAUAUACCUUGGAAAUUAUAGAUGAUUAUUUGCUGCUGAAAAUGAAAUUGAAAACGUCCAAUAACCUGCCAGUGAAAGGGAAGCUACCGUCUUGUUUUUUUUCCUUUGUACACGACACUGCUGUUGGCUGUGACUGCUCAAUGUUUUACUAUAUAGAACGUUUUUAUAGAACUGUGUAGAAAUAUGUAUCAUUAAUAUAAAAGCUAUAGCUCAUUGAUGAUGACAAUAAUGACAAAGAACAAAUA